AUGGAUGCUUUGGGCAGUCUCCUUCCUCCCGUGGUUGGAAAUGGUGAUACGGCUAAUUCACAAGAAUUACAGAAACUUCUGAUUGAUGAAAAAAUGCGAUGUGAAUACCAUAAAGCAAAUUAUCAAACUAUGAAGGCAGAACACGUAAGAUUACAGGAGGAAUAUGCAAAAUCACAAGAUGAUCUGAAGCGGUUGUUAGUUGAAAAGCAGGCUUUACAUGACAAAUUUCAGUUUCUUCUUGCUGAAUGUCGAGAGGAGUUGCUGGGUAAAACAGAAGAGCUGGAAAAACUGAAGGUGCAGGUGCUAACUCCUCAAAAACUAGAACUGUUAAAAGCACAAAUACAGCAGGAACUGGAAUCUCCUAUGACAGAACGUUAUCAGAAGCUAGAAAAUGAAGUGGAAAAGUACAGAACAGAAUAUAACAAACUUCGUUAUGAACAUACUUUUCUGAAAUCAGAAUUUGAACAUCAAAAGGAAGAACAUGCACAUAUUUUAGAGGAGAAGAAAAUAAAAUAUGAGGCUGAGAUUGCAAGGCUGGAUAAAGACAAAGAAGAACUCCAUAAUCAGCUGCUUAGCGUUGAUCCCACGAGGGACGGUAAACGUGUGGAGGCCCUCACUAGAGAAAAGGCACAACUGUAUCAGAAAUUAAAAGGCUUAGAAGCAGAAGUAGCAGAACUAAGAGCAGAAAGAGACAAUUGUGGUGUGCAAGCAGAAAAUGUUCAAAGAGUACAAGUACGACAGUUAGCUGAGAUGCAGGCUAUGGCAAGGUCUCUAGAGGCAGAAAAGAAGUCUGCUGAAUUACAGAUUGAUCGAAUUGAGAAAGAGCUGCGGAUGAGUCACGAGCAAAACAUUCUCUUAACUAGCAAACUUCACAAAGCUGAGCGAGAAGUCAGUUCCUUAGCUGCUAAAGUAAAAGAACUUAAACAUUCGCAUAAAUUGGAAGUAACGAAUGUCAAACUGGAGGCAGCGAGAACAAAGAGUGAGGUAGAAAGAGAGAGAAACAAGAUUCAAAGUGAAAUGGAUGGAUUGCUGUCAGACAAGGAAAUUCUUAAGGCAGCUGUUGAACGUCAUAAGGUGCUUUUAGUAGAAAAGGAUCGGGAGCUAAUUCGUAAAGUGCAAGCUGCCAAAGAGGAAGUUUUUGAAAAAAUUGCAGCCUUACAGGAUGAAAAGUUAGAACUCGAGAACAGAUUAACUGAUCUAGAGAAGAUGAAACUGGAACAAGAUACUUGGAGACAAUCUGAAAAGGAUCACUAUGAAGAGAAACUACGUGCUGUACAGAUGGCAGAAGAAUCUAGCAAAAAGGAACUUCAGCGUUUGCGAUUAAAAAUUCAACAGCAAGCUAUUCAGACAGAGGAGUUGGAAGAAAAGAAACGUGAAAGUGCUGAUCUGAAACAG
Messenger RNA from Leptosomus discolor (cuckoo roller), 1395 nucleotides. Lineage: Eukaryota; Metazoa; Chordata; Aves; Leptosomiformes; Leptosomidae. The record is from RefSeq and is a predicted model, not a curated record.